Messenger RNA from Musa acuminata AAA Group (dessert banana), 3553 nucleotides. RefSeq names its product putative pentatricopeptide repeat-containing protein At5g13230, mitochondrial. The record is from RefSeq and is a predicted model, not a curated record. Gene Ontology annotation, biological process: RNA modification. The transcript has 4 exons. Gene Ontology annotation, molecular function: zinc ion binding; RNA binding; protein binding. NCBI's taxonomy places the organism in Eukaryota, Viridiplantae, Streptophyta, Magnoliopsida, Zingiberales, Musaceae. Gene Ontology annotation, cellular component: intracellular membrane-bounded organelle. The coding region runs from base 162 to 2660 and encodes 832 amino acids.
UUCGCGAGCUCUUCGAACUCUUCCGGCCGUCGCCGCUUUUGCUGCGCUGCCGGAGGCCACUGCGUCGAGAUGCGAAAUAGUCUAAUUCCGCUCAAACACUAUGAAGAUUGAUUGGGAUCUGAUCUACGCCUUUUCUCAUUCUCCCCAUUGAUUUCAGCGUUAUGAUCAGAUUUUUGCGGCUCAGGGGACCCAAAUUUUGGCCAGUCUUCUCGUUUGUCCAACGAAACACUUCUUCGGCUCACCUCCGUCGGCGUAGCUCUCUGUCGAGCGCCGCAUUAUAUGCUGUAGAAGGAGAGGAUUAUAUUGGCCGGUCACCGGUGUUCGAUUCUUAUGCUUAUGCACGAGCAUUUCAGGAAUGCAUUGCCGAAGUCGAUCAUGUUAGAGGAAGAGCUGUUCACUGUCAUUCCCUGAAACAUGGCGGCUGUUUGGAUUUGUUCUGCCUAAAUAUCUUGCUGAACAUGUAUGCAAAAUUUGAUAUUGUAGACGAUGCGUGUCUAUUGUUUGCAGAAAUGCCCGAAAGAAAUAUGGUUUCUUUCGUCACCUUAAUUCAGGCUUAUGCCAAGUGCGGCAAGCUCAUUGAAGCAGUGCAGCUUUUUCACAGGCUUCAUAGAGAAGGCCACCAACUUAACCAGUUCGUGUUCACCACAGUUUUAAAGCUAUUUGUUGUUAUGGAGCUGCCAGAGCUUGGUCGUCAUGUGCACGCCUGCAUUUGUAGGCUUGGUCAUGAGUCAAAUGCGUAUGUUGGUGCCGCUUUACUUGAUACUUAUUCGCUCUGUGGUUAUGUCGAUGAGGCAAGAAAGGUUUUUGAUGGGAUUGUCGAAAAAGACAUUGUUGCUUGGACAGGGAUGAUUUCUUGCUAUGCUGAUAAUGAUUGUGCUGAGGAUGCCUUGCAACUAUUCUCUAGGAUGACCAUUUCUGGCUUGAGACCAAACAACAUCACGCUUACUAGCCUGAUCAAGGCAUCUGUCUCCCUUUCAUCAUUAACAUUGGGAAAGAGUAUACAUGGUUGUUCAAUUAAAACUUGCUAUGAGUUGGACCCUUAUGUGGGUGGUUCACUGCUUGAUGUGUAUGCAAAAUAUGGGGACAUCAAGGAUGCUCGUGCAAUUUUUGAGGCAGUUCCCCAGAUUGAUGUGAUCCUUUGGAGUUUUAUGAUUGCACGUUAUGCACAAAUUGAUCAAAAUGAAGAGGCAUUGGCGAUUUUCAUGCGGAUGAUGAGGGUCCCAGUAGAGCCCAAUGAAUACAGUUUUUCUAGUGUUUUACAAGCUUGUGCAAACAGUAGAGGCUUGGACAUGGGAAGGCAAGUCCAUGGCCGUGUUGUUAAGAUAGGUCUUGAUACAGAGAUUUUUGUUGCAAAUCCUCUAAUUAAUCUUUAUGCUAAGUGUGGGAAUAUGGAUGCAUCAAUGGUUAUUUUCUCAGACUUGUCCAAUAGCAAUGAUGUGAGUUGGAACACACUCAUUGUAGGUUAUAUGCAACUAGGCUUUGGUGAGGAGGCAUUGAAACUCUUUAGUCAGAUGCAUGUUGCUCAAGUACCAAAAUCUCAAGUCACCUACUCUAGUGCACUUCAAGCUUGUGUGAGCAUAGCUGCCAUCGAGCAGGCAAGGCAGGUUCAUUCAUUGAUUGCAAAGACCACACUAAGUGACGAUGCUGUUGUUAGUAAUUCUCUAAUAGAUACAUAUGCCAAAUGUGGGAGCAUCAAAGAUGCUCACAAGGUCUUUGAUGUAAUGAAGGAAUGUGAUUUGAUAUCUUGGAAUGCUUUGAUCUGUGGAUAUGCACUACAUGGCUUAGGUACCAAUGCCUUAGGCCUGUUCAAAAAGAUGAGGGACAACAAGGUUGAGCCCAAUGGUGUGACUUUCGUCGGUGUCUUAUCAGCAUGCAGUAAUGUGGGUUUAGUGGACCAAGGUCUGUCUUAUUUUAACUCUAUGGCUGAGGAUUAUGGCAUUGUGCCAAGUAUGGAACAUUAUACUUGCAUGGCCAGCCUUUUAGGGCGUUCUGGUCGUCUGAAUGAAGCGAAGGAAUUUAUUGACCGGAUGACAGUAAAACCUAGUGUUAUGGUCUGGCGUGCACUACUUGGUGGUUGUUUGAUUCACAAAAAUAUUGAGCUAGGGAACCUGUGUGCAGAAAGGAUACUUGAGAUGGAACCUCAGGAUGAGACAACAUAUGUCUUAAUGUCAAACUUGUAUGCUGCAGGAAAAAGUUGGGAUCAUGUGGCUCUUGUCAGGAAAUCCAUGAGAGCCAAAGGAGUGAAAAAGGAACCUGGUCGUAGCUGGAUUGAGUUUCAUGGUGAAAUUCACUCCUUUUGCAUGGGAGAUUACUCACAUCCUGACACUAGGGCGAUCAAUGCUAUGCUAGAAUGGUUACAUAUUAAAGUUAACAGAGCAGGUUAUGUUCCGGACGUUAAUGUGGUAUUGCAUGAUAUUGAUGAUGAUAAAAAAGAACGAAUUGUAUGGGUGCAUAGUGAGAGGUUGGCCUUGGCAUUUGCGGUUAUAAGACUUCCACCUGGAAGCCCAAUUUGUAUAAUCAAGAAUCUCCGUUUCUGCCAAGAUUGUCAUGCUGCAUUCAAAGUAAUAUCUAAAGUCAUUCAGCGGGAUAUCACUGUGAGAGAUAUUAAUCGCUUUCAUCAUUUUGAAGAUGGAACUUGUUCCUGUGGUGAUUAUUGGUGAUGCUUAUGUGCCUGGAAGAGGCUAGCAAUUGCAGACGAGAAAAGAAAAUUCCACACGUCAGCAAAUAUAAGGGGAAAAUGUGGAAUGUUCACUUUCAUGAUAUGUUGCUUUUACAUAUCAAAAUUUCCUAUCAGAAAGGAUGCUUGUAGUUGAGAGUGCAUGUGAAUUGCAUUAGAAUAAACAAGAACUUUUCGCUUGAUUUGUUAUGGUCCAACUCUAAACAUGGAUCACCAGAGUGGCAUAUUUCUUCAGAGAUUCUUCCUUGGUGACUUAUUAACUUGCACCACUAUAGGUUGCAAAUGGCCUCAUGCUGUGCCAAACAAAUGAAGAGUUAGUAAGCUGAUUUGAUAAACUGCCAUGAAGAGAACACUGGACCUUGUUCUUUCCCUCUUGCACUUCUAUUUGAAGCAGCCUUAAUGCUUUGAACCACUCCCAAGAGGCCCAGAUGGUUCGACAUCCCAACUGAUGACCUAUAGUUGCUACAGUUGUUUCUGCUACCACAUCCAGCAACAAUUCGGCAAAAUGAGCACACCAUUAUAAGAAAGCAAGCCAUUUGGAGGAAUCAGACAUGAAGAAACAUGGAGCAUGGUCAUCUGCAAAGACAGGUUGCCUAUGUAAUCAGAAAAUCACAUGCCAUCAGAGUAGCAUUCCAUGGCCUCCCAGAGCAGCAUGACCCCUCGAAAGCUCAAGUGUUUAUGUCCUGUCUAUGAGUCUCCUUGUGGAUUUAUGCAUCACAAUUUAGUUUGCGAUCAUUUAAGAUGGUAAGAAGUACGAGGGAUGACACAUUUAAACGUUUAGCAGUUGAUGAUUUGUAAAAUUUAUGAUAUAAGUUCUUUCUUCUGUACCAUAAACAUCUUCUUAGCAGUAAAUUGACACUGCCAAGCUUCCUUCAA